UCCAGAGAAACUGCGUGCCCAUCGGCCGGUGAAUUGCUACGGAAGGAGUAUAGGUGGUGGCUGGUUUACGGUCGAGACAACAGAGGCCAUGGCCAGGGAUUGCUUCUCACGCGUGUACGGGCAGGCCAUCGCCAACACCGUCUGCAUCGGCGGGACGGCCCUCUUCGUCUACGUGCUCGUCAAGCUGGCGCGGGAGCCCCACCGGAGCAAGGGCUCCGUCGUCGUGGUCACGCUCUUCCUCCUCUUCUGGGCCUGCCUCGUCGCCUGUGUGUACAGGGCCUUCUGCGGCAGCCUCCUCCCGUGGUCCACGCUGCGCCGGUGCCUGGACGGAGAGCUCCUGCGGCACCUCCGCGCCGCGGGGCGGCUUCUCUGCCUGCCGUGCCGGUCCAGGCAACGGCGCCGACGCCGAGGCGGCAGUAGCAGCGGCGGCGGCGGCGGCGCUCUGCCGCAGUUUCUGGACCCAAUGCAGAGUGGCAUGCCCGUGCUGGCCCGGGAGCCACCGGUGCUUGGCGGCGCGCGGGCGGCGACGGCGCAUGACAUCCUGGCGUACGAGCAGCCGGAGGGCGGCGGCGGCGGCGCGUCGGAGUGCGCCGUCUGCCUCGGGGAGGUGGAGAAGGGGGACACGGUGAAGCGGCUGCCGGCGUGCCUGCACAUGUUCCACCAGCAGUGCAUCGACCCGUGGCUGCUCGAGCACGCGACGUGCCCGGUCUGCCGGUGCAUUGUCUUGGCGCCGUCGCCGUUGCCGUUGCCGGCCCAAAUGGUAUGAGCGACGCCGGUGAUGAGAGACAGCUGAGCGCACGACUCAAACCCUUGUUCUCGUGCAUCACCGUGCGUUUGUGGAGGUCACUCAAGUCAUGGCACGAGAGCGUCGUUCCAGAUUGGCGCUCUGUGAUGCGCGUCGAUGCUUCUCCCGGUGAAGCAGCAAGUGUCUCCUGAAUAGUAAAAACUGUCGUGGCAGUUGGGGCAGGUGACAUAUUGCCGGCGGACCUGACUGAGCGCCGGAAGACGUAGCACCACUGCACCAGUGCCUGCCUCUGCUUUAUCAUCUUCUCUAGUUGAGCAGCAAAUCGAGCGCUCGGUGGCAACACAAGCAUAAGCAACCGGUCGCACAAGGUGUAAGUAAGUUUGCGUGCCCGGUUAUGACUUAUGAGUUUAUAAUUAACUAAUGGAUUCGUGCUUACAUCCUUUAUCUGUAAACAGGUUUAUCUUUCUGGUUGUAUCACAGUUUAUUUUUGUCUCCGAUCAUGGACAACGAAAUGAACUGUAGGAGUACUUAUAAUCAUCAACUUAUUCUUGCCACUGUUGCUUUUGACCAGUAUGUUGGCCGGCAAGAUUUGAUAGUCAUAGUACGAGCAUAGAGGACUUUGUAAAGUUGUGUGAUACAAGUGGUUAGUAAAACAGAGUGUUUUGUGUCCAAUUUGUCAGGCAAUCUUUCAGACUCUGUUUGUUUGUCUGAAACAUUUUGGA
Molecule: messenger RNA, 1467 nt
Organism: Triticum aestivum (bread wheat)
Lineage: Eukaryota; Viridiplantae; Streptophyta; Magnoliopsida; Poales; Poaceae
Exons: 1
Coding region: 89-766 (225 amino acids)
Source: RefSeq, a predicted model, not a curated record